GAUAAUAGAUAGACCAUGGUAUUAUGAAAAUAUAGUAGUCUGGUUACUCUAAAAAAGUAAAUGUAUGUUUUAUCAUUUAUAAAUUAUUUGGAUUUCUGUAUACAGAAGUAUGAAUUUAAAUUGUUGCGUCGAAUUAUAAGCAAUACAUUAUUAUUCGAUCGAAAAAUCCGACACAAUUUAUCUAAAUUUCGAAUACUUGUUAGUUAAAUCCGUAUAUAAUAUGUGUAUGAGUGCUUUUAGUGUAUACACAAAAAAAAUAAAAAACUUGCCUGACCUGAAAUAAUUUUAAUGUAUCAGCUAUGUUCCGGAAAUCACAUAUCUGUUCAAUAUAGCUUUGAAUAAAAAAUUAAAAAUAACAAUGGCACAGAGUCCAGUUCAAGCUCAUCCAAACACUGAUGCUUCCUCAAGUAGUGCAACUGCCCUUGGGAUGGCCAUAGGAAAAGUAAUUGGAGGGUCCAACUCUCCAAAACAUGUUAAGAACGAACCAUUUUCCACAAUGUCGCCGGACCAAUCUAAAAAUUCUGAAGAAAUUUCGGAGAAACCCGGAACAAGUAACGAAAAGAGUUUAGUUCUCCCAACUGCUGGAAAAGGCGUUACCGUAGGAACUAAUUGUACAGAUGGGCAAUCAUCAAAAGCGACAUGUGUUGUAGGUGCCACCGGUUCACCUAUUCUAAGGCAAAACUCUUCAAGCAGCAUAAAUUCCUGCCUUGGAACGUCUCCAAACACCAGCGAACAAUCUAAUAGUAGUAAUUUAUCUGCUUCUUCUGCAUUAAAUCCAAAUGUGGACAGUGACGUUGUUCAAAAAGAGGAUCCAGCUAAAAACAAAAAUAUUGGAAAUGAAGAAAAUAUGGAAAAAACUUCCUGUAAGGCUAAAAGCUUAGGUUCUGGAAUUGGAUCGGCAUCUGGAUUGGCAGUAACUGGCGCUUUAAAGGAAGAACCAGCUGAUAUUCUUAAUAGUUUGGUGAAUAUAAAAAAAGAAGAAAGAGAAAAUCUGUCGCCAAGUAUAUCACCUGUUGGGUUUGGUUCUAUUGGCAUGGACAAUUCAAACAUCUCUGUAAAAAUCGAGAUGAGCAAUAAUGUUAACGAAAAGAUGGAGCCACUGACCCUAAAUAAUGAAGAACUGGGAAUGGAAUCCAUUACGUGCAAUCAGUUAAACGCCGAUAUACUUAAUGAAUCUGUGCCCGGAUUGGCUAUUGGCUUGAAUUCUUCUCAUGGUACUGGCUUACCGCAAUGUUCUGCAGUUGGAUCUGGAGCUGGUUCCGGUGUGAGCAAUAUGUUGCCAGUUAAUCCGAAUUCAUCCGGAUUAGCAAACUGCUUAGACUAUAUGCAACAGCAAAAUCAUAUAUAUGUAUUUUCUACCCAGCUGGCAAACAAAGGAGCUGAAUCAGUUUUAAAUGGUCAUUUCCAAACAAUUAUUGCUUAUCAUUGCACGCAACCAGCUACUAAAAGCUUUCUUGAAGAUUUUUUUAUGAAGAAUCCGCUAAAAAUGAAUAAGCUACAACGACAGGGUUCGUUGGGGAUGCCGUGGAUAGGAGUUACAUCGGGAUCUAUGGCAACGAAUUCUUCGGUUUCCAAAACAUCAGUUCAGCCGCAUCUACAACAGAAGCCUCUUUUAAACAUAAAACCUUCUAUCAGUCAAACGGAUAAUCUUAAACGUAACUCUUUGAUUGGAAAUAAUAGUGGAUUUACAGAGCAGUCAAAUCCAUUAUCUAAUGAUAACGAUCUUAUGUGCUGGGAAAGUGGAACAGACAGUAGCGGCGCCAAUGGUAAUGUAAGUGGCUCCGUUUCAAUUUCUCGAAGUAAUUUAGACGGGAGCAGCGCUUCCGGUGAGGCACAUGCUAUUAAACUUCUGGAAGCAGCUGGCGUAGAUUUGGGAACAGUACAAAAAGUUAGCGAUUCGUGUCUGACCCACGAGAACAAUAUUGUUUCAUUACAGGGCGUAAAGGUUCCCGAUGAAAAUCUAACACCACAACAGCGACAACACAGAGAAGAGCAGUUAGCAAAAAUUAAAAAAAUGAACCAAUUUUUAUUUCCCGAGCACGAAAAUACUGUUGGUGUCAGUGUAUCAAAUCAUAUGCCAAAGUUACAAGGUGACAUAAUGAUUGGUGUUUCAGGGAGCGGAGUAAGUUCCAUGAUUAAUCCUCAAAUGCGUCAAAUGCCCUUGUUAGGAACAGUUAAGCCAGAACUCAUUAGCGGACAGGCAAAAGGAAUUGCGGAGGAUGUUAUUCUGCCCAUUGAUGUAAUGGCAGAUAUCGGGUCUGUGAUGGGCUGUAACAAUAAUCAGAAGAACAGCUUGCAGGGUGGAUCAGGAUCCGGAGUUUCAUCUGCAACGGGUGGUUCUGCAAAUACAAUGAACGUGAAUAUUCAAAGCUCUUUAAAUUCCACUGACUUGUUACCACCUUUUGGCAAUACCACCUGCAGCGCAAGCAGUGUUGGAUCUGGGACGGAUAUACCUAAAAACGUCACAAAUCAAGAAGGUCUGAACCAAGGACAUCAAACAGGAGUAACGCAAAUGGAGUGGUCCAAGUUGCAGCAACAGUUUUUUGAUGAGCGACUAAAAGGCACCAAAGCAAAAACAGGAUCGACAUCUAUUCAUCAGCAAUCAUCUGUUAAUGGUGGCUCUACAUCUAACAAUCAGGUGCGAUCUUUGCAGGGCCCGCCACCACCCUAUCACUCCACGCAACGGUCGGCAUCGGUGCCAAUUGACUCUCAGUCCCCGAAUCCCUCGAGUCCAAACAACUUAUCCCUACCUUCACCUCGUACAACUGGCACAAGCAUGGGAUUACCGUCCAAUUCGCCAAAUAUAGAAACCUCCUUGCCAGGAUCGGCUGCGACUGCUAUUGUUUCAAACAUAGGAGCUCCGACAUCAACGGCUCAACCUAGCACAGCAACUCUUAGUGGCUCUAAGAACUGUUUUCAAGGGGAAGUUUUAUCACCUUUGAAUCAUAAUUCAAGUCGAAAUCGUAAUAACGGAUCAACAAGCUCUUUGACCCUUAAUUUAAACAGCAAUCCUGGAACUCCUCUUUCCCAUGUUUCCCCAAAGGAACUGGAACACUUUAACCAGAAUUCUACUGUAGAUAACAUAAAAAACAGACGACCAAGCUCGCAUGGACCACGAUCGCCUGGGUCAAUGGAAGCCAAUGUUGACUCGAGAUUUGCUGCAUCUAGCCCUGGCCUUAUAUUUAAUCAUCAUUCGAAUUUAAACAACAAUCCAUCGUUAAAUCCAUAUAAAAUAUCAAAUUCCAAUUUACAAGUGGAGCGUCAAUCUUCGGGACUUGUCGGAUCCGUACAGUUUAAUCGACGUUCAGAUAAUAUUCCUCUAAAUCCCAAUGGUAAUCGCUCUUCAACGAACAAGAUGGUUCAAAAUUUUGAUCCAAUCUCAUCACUGGCGCAGAUGUCCCAACAAUUAACUAAUUGUGUUUCUGGUGUGGGAAGCCCAGUUGGAACUGGUGGAAUAAGCAUGAUAAGCGGAUCCGGAUCAGGAGACAUUAAUAUGGAGCAUGGAAUGAUUUCAGGUUUAGAUGCCACUGCUAUAGAUGUAAUUAAUCAAAACAGCUGCCAUUCUAUAAACCCCAUGAUGAAUUCAUUAGGUCAACGAAUGCUUAACCCGAAAAUGUGCGCUCCGGGCGUUCCAGGUGCCUCACCGUCUUUUAACGCUAAUUCUCCAAACGGUGUAAUAAGAGACUUCGGUUCUGGCCCUAUCUCAGGUUCUGGAAGUGCCCCCAAUUUUCAGAAUGUUUUGCCUCCUGGUGCACGUCUAAUGGGUAGAAUCCCUGUCAAUUUUGGAUCGAACUUUAAUCCUAAUAUACAAGUAAAGGCAAGUACUCCAAAUACUAUACAGUACAUGCCCGUUCGCCCGCAGAAUAAUUCGAAUAAUAAUAACAAUGGAGUGAGCAAUGUGCGAAUGCCGCCAAGUCUUGAAUUUUUGCAUAGAUACGCAAAUCCGCAAAUGACUUCAGUCGGUAAUGGGCCACCGACGGUGGAUGGUGGUAUGUUAGUAGGAUCUGGAACAGGUGCCAUGAUCGUAAGCUCUCCCGGCGACCAGCAAAACAAGAUUUCUAAUCCAGGUACUGGAACCAUAAACUUUUACCAAAAUUGUAACCAACUUGCUAUGAUGGAAGAAGAUGGAAGCCUAACUGGCCAUGAUGUUGGUAUGGGUAUUGGUCAACCUUCAUUAAUAAGAGGAAUGCGGCCGCAUGGCUUGCGACCGCAUACAACGGGUCCUCGUAUUCAAUCUUCAGUCAAUAGGCAAAAUCAGUUUUCACAUAAUGCGGAUACUCUAGAUUGCGUCGGAGAUGGUUCUGCGAUUUUUAAUGGCACUGCUUGUAACAAUACCGGAUCAAAUAUGUUUUCUGCGUCACAACAAUCUAAUCAAGCCAAGCCUCACCACCUAAAGACUAUGACAAGUGGAAUAUGUCAAAAUCCGACGAGUGUUGGGGGACCAAUCCCUCUGCAAGGGCAAGGACAGUUACAGAAUCUAAUUGGACCCAGCAAUAAUAAUUUAAUGGCGCCCACAGGAAAUAGUGCCCCGCAAAAUGGAUCUAAUAUAAACUUUGUUGGACCAUCGUCAAAUGAUUUAAAAUAUGCACAGCAAUACCACAGUUUUCAACAACAACUUUACGCGACAAAUACUAGAAGUCAACAACAGCAGAUGCAGCAGCAAGGAAAUAUUAUGGCAAUGUCACCACACUUGUCACCAAAUCCAGCAUUCUUUGUAAACAAAUAAUUUCCCUUUCUGUCAUUUUUUAAUACUAGUCUUUAAGUUACUGCAACCAUUUUUUAAUAUGAUCUAACAAAAUUAUCUAA
This is a messenger RNA of Drosophila ananassae, 4806 nucleotides long. RefSeq names its product protein BCL9 homolog (gene lgs). NCBI's taxonomy places the organism in Eukaryota, Metazoa, Arthropoda, Insecta, Diptera, Drosophilidae. Gene Ontology annotation, biological process: positive regulation of transcription by RNA polymerase II; canonical Wnt signaling pathway. The transcript has 6 exons. Gene Ontology annotation, molecular function: transcription coactivator activity; beta-catenin binding. The record is from RefSeq and is a predicted model, not a curated record. Gene Ontology annotation, cellular component: beta-catenin-TCF complex. The coding region runs from base 359 to 4726 and encodes 1455 amino acids.